AUGGAUCUCUCAGCCGGCGGUCUCGCGCCCUCCAGCUCGCGCCGCACGCCAGGCCACGCGCGCUUCGCCUCGCCCACCGCUCGCCCGGAGGUCUCGUACACGAUCUCGGACACGCGCACAGAGACUGUCUCGACCACUCGCACCGUGCACCUCGCGACGCCGCCCAAGUCUCAGCAGUCGGGCUCGGGGAAGAAAGGGAAGGGGUUCGCCCUCCCGCAAGGCAGGCCGCUUACAGCUCGCGUCUCGCCGCUCCAGGCGCAGGAGAAGGUCUUUGAUUCGCCCGAAGGCGAGGCGAGGAUCGUCGAGCUGAGCGGGAGUGAGAGCGAGGAGGAGAUGCCGCCACCGAGGAGGUCGCUUGCUGGGAGGGAAACGGGCGUCGCGAAGACUCCGCCGGCCGUCGAGUCCAGGCUUGCGAGGGAUGCGAGGCGCGCGAGCCCGGCUGGACCGUCGGGUGAGAGUGGCAGGACUGUCGGAAACGAGGCGGGACAGAACGGCCACACGAUGAGCUCGCCUGGACGCGCGGGCGGCUCGUCCGACACCGAGACAAACACUCCUACGCCGCCGUCGGGUCGCGACGCUCCCUCUGGCGACGAGCAGCACGACCAGCUUCACUCCAGCUCGCCCGGACCUUCUCAACCUGGCGACGGCGCUGCGCUCGCCCGUCCGCCCCCUUCGCAGAAGCGCACGAAAGGACACGCCCAGGAGCGCGAGCCGCACUCGGACGAAGGCUACGCGACCAGUUCGAGCGGGCCGUCUUCCGACCCUUUCGUCAACCAGAGCGACGAGAUCGAGUUCCGCGACAUUAGCUUUGACGACGACUUCAGCCAGACUCAGGACACCCAGGACACGCAGGAAGUGUCGAAGAGGCCACUUGAAGCGAUCAACGAGGAGAGCGAGGGCGACCACAGCGGACGCGAGAGCAAGAAGGCGAGGCGCUCGCAGUCUCCCGAGCUCGAGACGCCGUCUUCGUCGCAAGCCGAGUUCGAGGCGCACCUUCUCGACUCGCACCGCUCCACCCUCCAGCGCUCGCAGAGCGUCGUGUCAGUCGUCACCGAGGUCGCUGACGACGACGAGCGCGACGAGGACCGGGAGAUGUACGACCAGAUCGAAAUCGAAGACGACCUGCCGGACGAGCAAGCCGUCGUUCCCGCCGACCCGCUCGCCUCGAUCCCUUCGCUCUUCCCGAACGCCAAGCGCCCCUUCUUUGCUCACGCCCAGGCUCUCGCGCAGGUCAAGAAGGAGGACGAGGAGGUGCAGGCUUCUGCCGAGACCGACGCGAUCAAGCGUUGGGACGACGAGAAGAACAAGUUUGGCGAGCAGUGUCUUUCGCUUCUCGCGCGCGUCAGCGACACGCUCAGCAAGAAGGCUACCCGUCACCAGUCCUUUCAAGCCACCAUCGCCGCCCACAGCGACAGGCUCUCCAGCGGUCUCGGACAAGAAAGCGAGGCGUUCCAGACGAUGGUGGACAGGCUGAGCUCGCUCUGGCAGCUGUCGGGCAUGCAGGGCACGAUGUGGAGGAGGAUGGCGGAAAUGGCUGCUGGCGGCGGAGGGGAGGGGCAGGAGUAG
Messenger RNA from Rhodotorula toruloides NP11, 1566 nucleotides. RefSeq lists its product as uncharacterized. The coding region runs from base 1 to 1566 and encodes 521 amino acids. Lineage: Eukaryota; Fungi; Basidiomycota; Microbotryomycetes; Sporidiobolales; Sporidiobolaceae. The record is from RefSeq and is a predicted model, not a curated record. The transcript is spliced from 3 exons.